UCAGGAGUGGCAGUUCGGCGCGGCCCUCCGUCAUUCCUUCCGCAGACUUCGCCGGAGAAGCUUCGCAGCCGCUUCCUUCCCGGAGUCAGAGCCUGCCUUCAGCCACGAUCAUGUCUUACGGUCCGCUGGAGGCCUACAGGCCGGAGGGCCUUUCUCCCCGGGACUUCGGCUCCAUUAUCCAGACCUGCAGCGCCAACGUCCAGCGCCUGGCACAAUGCACUUCUCAGAUAAAGAACUUGAUGAGUCAGCUGGGAACCAAACAGGACUCCAGCAAACUGCAGGAAGACCUGCAACAGUUGCAGCACACAGCAAACCGGCUUGCCAAAGAGACCAACGAAUAUCUGAAGGAAUUAGGCUCCCUGCCACUCCCCUUAUCUACAUCGGAACAGCGUCAGCAGAAGCUUCAGAAAGAACGCUUAAUGAAUGACUUUUCUACAGCCCUAAAUAACUUCCAAGCAGUGCAGAGAAGAGUGUCAGAAAAAGAGAAGGAAACUAUUGCCCGAGCAAGAGCUGGAUCCCGAUUCUCUGCAGAUGAGAGGAGCAGGGAAGAGCAGUUGGUGUCAUUUAACAGCAAUGAAGAAUGGAACCAGAUGCAGUCUCAAGAAGAAGAUGUGGCAAUAACAGAACAAGACCUUGAACUAAUUAAAGAGAGAGAAACUGCCAUUAGGCAAUUAGAGGCAGAUAUCCUGGAUGUGAAUCAGAUAUUUAAAGAUUUGGCUCUGAUGAUCCAUGAUCAAGGAGACAUUAUUGAUAGCAUAGAAGCAAAUGUGGAAAAUGCAGAAGUCCAUGUUGAAAAUGCCAGUGAACAGUUACAAAGAGCUUCUUAUUAUCAGAAAAAAUCUCGUAAGAAGAUCUGCAUCCUGGUUCUUGGUCUGGCUGUGGUUGUUAUAAUCUUGGGAUUUAUCAUCCGGUACACAGUAACAUGAAAUGCUUUCAUGGAAUUGAAUCAGUUGCAGAGUUACUGUCCCUUUUUCCGCAUCAGGGAAAAAUGUGUAGAUGAGCCUGUGGAAUGAAUUGAUUCUGAUGAGACAGAACACAAAUCUGAUUUUCCUCUAGUAAUUAUAAUAUAUAGAAACUAAUAUGAAGAUAACUAGUCCGUAGACUUAGUAAAUCACAAAGACAGUAUUUAUCUGUUAAUGUAAAGUUAUUUUAUGUAACUGAACUUCAUCUUGUGUGUGGGGGGGUAAUAUACUAUUGAAUGUACAAGUGUUAAUGAGUGUGGUAACCUAGAUUAUUUUGUUAACUGACAUAUGCACUACAGAUGUGACAUUUUUAAUAUAUACUGCUUUUGAUACAUGACUUGCAUAGGAAUAACUUCCACGAAGGGCAAAAUCUCAUCAGUUGAACAAUUCUCAGUCUCUCACAAAUCUCUUACUAUGACCCAAAGAGCUGCUUAGGUGUGUGCUCUUGAGCAGUGGGAUGCCACAUUUCUUUCAAAUAGCAGUUCCUGGUCUAUAUCAUACAGUGCAGGCAUGGGGCACAUUGGGCUCAGAGGAAGUCUAACCUCUCAUAGCACACAGAGAUAACUAGAAGUUUUCUAUAUUCGGGGUUUUCACUUUUAACUUGGCAAAAGAGAACUUUGUCACCUCCAUUUUUAAAAUGGCAUACAUAGUGAAAAAUGUUGAGGCGAUCUGGGUUUGAAAUCAAGAACGUAUUUAGUGAUGACUAGUCUAGCCUGCAGAUAUUUGCACCUAGUGUCUUCUAACAGGGCAUCUCUUAUUGCAUUUUUGUGACGGCAGUGAAUCAUUUAGUAAUGUUUCCCAACUUCUUGCUACCUAAUGAACCUGUAAUUGGUGGUGAGUUGCUCUUUUUCCCAGCUGUGAACACUAUGAAACAGGUAAAAACCAAGGUGGCAUUCAAAAGGGUUAGUAAUGAAGGCAGGUACUUUUGUCCUUCCAACAGAAGAUACUUGAUCUUUGUAGCACUCCAUUUCUUCAUCUCUUGCAUGAUAGGAGGAAGCGGCUUAUUACAGUUUAAUUUCAGAUGAGGAACCUUGGUUUCCUAGUGUGUCUAAUCUGGGUCUUUGCUGUGCUCUGAAUCACUUUUCUUCCUAAUCUGUGAGAAAUGGCCAAAUUCAAGUACAGUGGGGAACCAUGAGAAUGUGCUGCAGCAUGGUCUGAGCAUGUAUGCACUCCAUUUCUUCAUCUCUUGCAUGAUAGGAGGAAGCGGCUUAUUGCAGUUUAAUUUCCAGUUUCUAACUAAUUCUUUAUGUUUUAAUAUAACUGAAAGUGGCUCCUUUUCCUAACAGUAAAAGGAAGGUUUACAUUUCUCCUUUGUACAUAAAGGGAUGGGGCGCAGGGGUGAGCAUAUAAACCCAUGCAAAUGCUCAGAUGAGAAACCUUGGUUUCCUAGUGUGUCUAAUCUGGGUCUUUGCUGCGCUCUGAAUUGAUAGUAGCAUAAUUACUGGAAAAGCUCUUGGGUUGAUCCCACUCUUCAGAGAUAACUGUCUAAAAACACUGAAAAGUUUACUUGGUAAAAUUAUAACUUUCUGUAUAUAGGAAAUAGCUACAUCUUUCUACUGACACUGUAUUUUUUAGUUUAUUUAUGGUUUUAAAAAUACUAAACUGUGAAAGCUGGCAUAGGAAGUGGAAUAAUGCCCUCGGUUGCACACCUUUCUUUGCACUAUCAUUCCGUCAUUCCAUCUAUUUAAUGAUCAAUAAACAUUUUAAAAAGUA
This is a messenger RNA of Sceloporus undulatus (fence lizard), 2675 nucleotides long. RefSeq names its product syntaxin 12 (gene STX12). Gene Ontology annotation, cellular component: SNARE complex; synaptic vesicle; endomembrane system. Gene Ontology annotation, biological process: intracellular protein transport; vesicle fusion; vesicle-mediated transport. Bases 111 to 926 code for a protein of 271 amino acids. The record is from RefSeq and is a predicted model, not a curated record. NCBI's taxonomy places the organism in Eukaryota, Metazoa, Chordata, Lepidosauria, Squamata, Phrynosomatidae. The transcript is spliced from 9 exons. Gene Ontology annotation, molecular function: SNAP receptor activity; SNARE binding.